GGUCUACUUACGCUAAGUAGCCACUGCACGCAUAUUGAGAGGGAACGGACACAAAAGCUUUGCACGCAUGGCGACUGUACCAUCUUCGUCAGAGGUACCUCCUCUUGCAAAGUACCUCGCGUCCACAGACAAGAAGACAAGAGACAAGGCCAUCAAGCAAUUGGCCGUCGUUCUGUCAGACCCCUCACAGGUCACACUACCUCAUUCCGAUAUGUCAAAGCUCUGGAAGGGGAUUUUCUACUGUUUCUGGAUGUCUGACAAGCCGCUCGUUCAACAAGCGUUGGCGAGCGAACUCGCAGAGAUUCUUCUAGAAAUUCCAUCAACGUCAAUGACGUUUGACUUCCUUCAGGGAUUCUGGGAAGCUACGGUCCGCGAGUGGAGUGGUAUCGACCGCUUACGGAUCGAUAAAUACUACAUGCUCGUUCGGAGAUUCGUCAAUGCAUCAUUUAGGCUCCUCAUGCGGAUGGAUUGGGAACCGUCGUCUUGCGAACGAUACAAUUCUAUCCUCGCACAGCGCGGCGGGCCACUAUGCUCAGACGACAUCCGUGUACCGACCAGUCUUGCAUAUCACUUGGCGGAUAUCUAUCUCGAAGAGCUAGACAGAGCACUCGGAAUUUCUCCGGAACCUUCUCCGUCGCCCGCACCGCUAUCAACGCUGCUCAACCCCUUCUUCAUCCUGGCAGCCAGGACACCCACAAAAAUCACCUACGACCGCAUACAAUCCGUUUUAUUCGAGCCGCUGUUCACAGCAUUGACACCCAAGCCCGAUGACCAGCCACCCAGCCGCAAGAAACCGCGUUUGUCUACACCGACGUACUCGAACCUCAUUGCAAACGCAUGUUUGUCCGAUCCAAAAGCUGAAGGCGCGGUAGAGAGCGAAAAGCUCCGGAAAGCACUGCUGAGACGCAUUUUCGACGUGGCCAGUGGAGAGGACACGCGGGAUGCGAACCGACGGAAGAUGUAUAACUUGUGGAAGAGUCAUAUGGAGGACGAGGAUUCAAGUGGGCAGACAGCCGUAGAUGCUAGCUAGGGGUCCUCAGCAACUCUUGUCCUUAUCCUUACCGGAUAUUCCUCGAUCGUGCUGCCUGACCGGCUACGUAGAGAGCGGCUCAAUCA
Messenger RNA from Fomitopsis serialis, 1116 nucleotides. Its product is annotated as Nop52-domain-containing protein. The coding region runs from base 68 to 1030 and encodes 320 amino acids. Gene Ontology annotation, biological process: rRNA processing. The record is from RefSeq and is a predicted model, not a curated record. The transcript has 5 exons. Gene Ontology annotation, cellular component: nucleus; preribosome, small subunit precursor; preribosome, large subunit precursor. Lineage: Eukaryota; Fungi; Basidiomycota; Agaricomycetes; Polyporales; Fomitopsidaceae.